Molecule: messenger RNA, 1972 nt
Organism: Suillus bovinus
Lineage: Eukaryota; Fungi; Basidiomycota; Agaricomycetes; Boletales; Suillaceae
Product: heterokaryon incompatibility protein-domain-containing protein
Exons: 3
Coding region: 205-1746 (513 amino acids)
Source: RefSeq, a predicted model, not a curated record
GUGCUGUGUAUUAAGCAGAACAAGGCUUGAUAACGUUUUGAAUAUAGACCCGCAGAUCAUCUAUGUUUCGUCGUGGGCGUCAAAGGCGGUUCAAAAGUCCGCUCUAGAAAGUUAUAUAUAGGCGCGAAUAUCCUGUAGAGUGUCUAAGGGUUCUCUCAGCAACCACAACCGACAGAGGCCAUCAAUCACGUCUUUCAAGUCACUAUGAGCGGCUCGGACGUUCGUAUGGUGGUCGACGGCGGCAUAGGCGCCUCCAGAAUUGACGAUAACGACUUCAAAGAACUUGUUGAAGAAGUAUUCGACGAAUAUAUCAUCAAUGAGAUGCCAAUUCGUCUGAUCCAUAUCAGCGAAGAUGGCCAGGGGCUGCAUUUCAAACUCGUGGACAGGGCUUUCGUCAAGGAGCAUUUCAAAUUAGUCCCUGACGAGAUCUACAGGGAAUUUUGCAACGCAAGGCUUGUGGACAUGGAGGACUGUAUCAGGGAGCGGGUAAAGGAGACAUUGAAAUAUGCCAUCUUCUCCCAUCGAUGGCUGUCCAGCGAGCCUUCGUAUCAAGAUAUGUCGACGGAGCCGAUGAAAGUCCAGGCUGAGCUUGAGCCUAAGUGGCAGAAGCUUCGACAAUUUUGUCGUAAAGCGAGGGAUGACCAUGGUUGCGAAUUCGCCUGGUCAGACACGUGCUGCAUAAACAAAACAGGGAGCGCGGAGUUGGACGAAUCUAUCCGCUCCAUGUUUCGCUGGUACAGGAAUUCCCACGUAUGCAUCGUACAUCUGUCGGAGACGGAAAACCUGGCGGCUCUUGAAAGGCAGCAGAAGGAUGGAGCAAAGGUCGACGUUUGGUUCACAAGAGGAUGGACGCUUCAAGAGCUCCUUGCCCCAGCGCAAAUCAAGUUUUACGGAAGGGACUGGAAUCCUCUUGUACCUCUCGACCAGUCUAAGAGCGAUAGAGUCAACGAUAUCAUCAUGCGAAAGAUAGAAAAAAUCACGAACAUUCCUCUCGAAGAUCUUAAAUCGUUCGAACCUGGCACAAAUCGAGUGCCGCAAAAGAUGCUAUGGGCAUCGAAGAGGAGAACUUCUCGGACAGAAGAUAUUGCAUAUUGUCUCAUUGGCAUAUUCAAUGUCAGCCUCAUGAUCGCAUAUGGGGAGGGAAACAGGGCUUUCUUCCGUCUCAUGGAAGAGAUAAUAAAGAGAUACGACAAAUGGGACGUGUUUCUCUGGAGUGGCCAAUGCUCCCACUACAAUGCCACCCUUCCCCACGCUCCACGCUGUUAUCCCGUGGGAUAUCAGGAAACACUGGUGAAGCGCCGACACGAAGUAGGCAAUGAGGAGGAAUGGAAUACAGCAAGAUACGACAUUGGAGAUAGGCUUUUUGCCUUGACUAACCAUGGCCUCCAAAUCAAAGUGCUCCGACUGUUUGUCGAUUUACAACACGCAAGGGACGAGUCGCAUAACUCAAGGUACCUUACCUUCAGGCAUACAGAGUUCAAUCAUGAUGUAGUGGUGAGGCACAUUGGCCCAAAGCGCGAACCUCAUAGUACCAUAUGGGCAAUAGCUGUCCUGGACUACUGGGCUGACAGCAGUGGAAAGGGUUUUAUGGACGGUAGAAAAGACCCAUUUACUGCAUUUCUUUUGUCCAAGGAUACAUUACAUGCAUCUCCGGAUGCAAGGUGGAGGAAAGAGAUGACAGAGGAAGUUAUCAAGAUUCAACAAGCCCGCCACUGCGUAGACAAAUUAGUCCAGUUAUACCUUUAAUGCCGUGACUUUUGAAGACUUCUGCUCAUCAUGUUCUUGAGGUAGCGGAGUUACAACUACUGAAUGAUGUAUACCGUAUCCCCACAACUUUAUCCCCACACUCGGCAGUCAAGUAGUACCCGUUUUGACUUAGGGCGUGAAUCUUUUGAUGCGUCUGAGUCGUCCUGAUGCUGCUCUGCCACGGGCCGUUGUAUUUGAGUCUUAACCCCUACGGUAGUAAUCAUAU